CAGUUACAGACGGGUCCUCCUCCCUUCUGCUUCCGACGUACCAAACGUUAUCCCUCAUACAGUGAAACGAUUGUGGAAGCGUUUAGACUUUACUGUAAACGAAGGAAAUAGCAGUGAAUCACUAUUUAGCCGUAAACGUGGAUGUCAUUACAGCGCCUACACUGUAUGGGAACUUUUACGGUUAUUAGCUGACUUUGUAACGAAGAAGAAUGGAUUUUAACGUCAAAAGAUUCGCUGCGGACGCCGGUACUUUCCUCAGUCGCGCAGUUCAGUUUACUGAAGAGAAACUCGGACAGGCAGAGAAAACAGAAUUGGACGCCCAUUUGGAGAACCUCCUGACGAGAGCAGAAUGCACUAAGCACUGGACAGAGCGGAUCCUCAAACAAACAGAAGUCCUUCUACAGCCAAACCCAAAUGUGAGAAUAGAAGAAUUCUUGUAUGAGAAGCUUGAUAAGAAAGUUCCAACCCGGGUGAACAACCAUGAGCUGCUCGGCCAGUCCAUGAUCGAUUCCGGAAAUGAAUUUGGACCAGGAACCGCCUACGGUAAUGCCCUGAUCAAAUGUGGAGAGACGGAGAAGCAGCUUGGCGGAGCAGAGAGGGAGUUUAUCCAGAGCUCGGCCAUCAACUUUCUGACGCCUUUUCGGAAUUUUCUGGAGGGGGAUUUUAAGACUAUCUUGAAAGAGCGCAAGCUGCUCGCCAACAAGCGUUUGGAUCUGGACGCGGCCAAGACGAGACUAAAGAAGGCCCGGAUGGCCGAUGCCAGAGCCCUGGCAGAGCAGGACUUGAGGAUGACUCAGAGUGAGUUUGACCGACAGGCCGAGAUCACCCGGCUCCUCCUGGAGGGAGUCAGCAGUACCCAUGCACACCAUUUGCGCUGUCUGAACGACUUUGUGGAGGCCCAGACAACAUACUAUGCACAGUGUUACCAGUACAUGGUUGACUUGCAGAAACAGCUGGGAAGCUUCCCUUCCUCCUUCGCUUCCAACAACAACCAGCCGUCUGUGAGCGGUGGAGCCAGUGUGUCGGUGCCAACCCUGCCCCUGACGUCCAGUCUGCCCAGUGGCCGUGCCUCCUCCUCUUCCUCCUCCUCCUCCUCUGCCUUUAACGAGCUGCGCAGUUGCAGCGGUAGCCGCAAGGCCCGUGUGCUCUACGACUAUGACGCCGCUGGCAGCAGUGAACUUUCCCUGCUCGCAGACGAGGUGAUCAUGGUGAGCAGUGUCCCAGGCAUGGAUCCUGAUUGGCUAAUGGGCGAACGCGGGAACCAGAAGGGAAAAGUGCCCAUCACCUACCUGGAGCUGCUGAACUAGGAAACCAUCACCAUUGGACCAGGGUUCGAGUCCCCACAGUCACUAUAGGACAGCUGCACCACAGCCAAGCAUCACUCAGCCCUGAUCGCCUAUUUAUAAUAAUAAUAAUAAUUCAUAAUUAUAAUAAUGAUAACAGUAAUAAUAAUAUAACAUGUAUGCAACAAUGCUUUCUAAGAGGUGCUUUUCUCCUCAUCUGUUUUGUUGUUAUCCGGGGUGCAUUUCUCGAAACCAUAGUUGCUAACUACGUUAGCUACUUUGUUGUUUGCAAUGCCAUUUCCCAUUAGCAACUACCCAAGUUGCUAACUGGCUAACAACUACACUUUCGAGAAAAUGCACCCCUGGUUUGGUGGACACCUCUGCCUUUUCUGCCACCCUGGGUGCUUGGACGGGAGGGAGGUGAAGGGUUGGAGUGGGGUGGGGUUGGGGGGGAUCCCAUACUGCCAAAACAUCUCAGAGAUCACCCCCACAGCGCCCUGCCUCCCCUGCACACUCUUCGUGACACCUCAGACGUGUUUACAGAACCCUAUACUCAGAUGACGUGUUGUUGUUUUAGGAAUAUCGAUUUAGGUGUGACUGACUCCUAAGUUGCCCAUCUAUCUCAAGGAAGGUUGCAGCUCAACGCAGGAGAAGAAGUGGUGGGGGAGGGUGUAUGUUUUUACAGAAAUUUUGUCCACUUUUUUUUUGCAAGAGAGAUAACACAAGAACGCACUUGAAUGUAGAGAAAGACUGAACAGUUUAGCUUGUCUGUUUUUUUGUUUUUCUUUCUCUCUGAGAGGUCAUGGUGUGAGUUGGAGCCUCUCGUGAGAAGUUUGUGCCUUUAAAAAGAGGAGAGAGCGAAAGAAGUGGAAGAGUGUGUGUGUGUGUUCCUCUCGGAGUCGGAGGGGUUGUUGUGUCCAGGGUUGACCAUAUCAGUAUCUUCAAAGGGAGCCUCCUCCAAAUUCCUUGAGAUUAGGGGAAUGAGGAAGACGACAGGCAAUCAAUUACAACAACCCAGGCCUACGUGACUCUCUCUCUCCCUUACUCCGUGCCUUGUGCUGGAAUGGUAUUAUAGAAAUCACAGUGAAACAUCUGAAUUUUCUAAUGUCUUAAGUUAAAUCCUUUUGUGCAUUUACAUUUAUUACAUAACUCACGAGUAUGAUCAUUACAGAUUUUUCAAAUCGGAAAAAAGAUAAAAAUAUAUAUAUGGACCAACUCUCUUCACUGCCAACCUUAACAAAAAAAAAAGAAACACACUCCAAUAUGCCGGCCUCCUCCCCCCUCCUCCCUCAGGGUCCUCUGUGCUGUUAAUAACAUGUGCAUUAGCUUGUGCUCGUGAGCUAGCAGGACGGGACGGAUGGAGCCUUAAGUAUAUCUUAACGCCUUACAUAUGAGCAUAGCACAUUGGCUAUCUCACACAUUUUAGCCCUGGUCUUAACCUUCAAUACCAGGGCUCUACAUUUUUCAUCGCCAGCCAAAUGGCUAAUCUUACUAGCCAAACAGACACUCGCUAAUGGGUCAAAGUGGCUAGUAAGUAGGUAUUUUCUAACAGCCAAACAGCAAUUUCACCAGCAUUUGGCUGGUUGGCUGAUGUUAAUUUAGAGCCCUGCUCAGUACCGUACUAACCAGUGAUCUCUUAUUUCAUCACAGUGAUCUCUACAAUAGAGAUCACUGGUACUAACUUUUAUUUUCUGUCAUGUGCUAUCCAUACGCCUACUCUUUCAAACUAUUAUAUCCAGAGCAAUGUGUUCAUAAGUUAAUUGGUUUCUCUUGUAAAAUAACAGCUGACAGAAACACGGUUAUCCAUUUCUAAUGGCCUCUUUGUCUUUUGUUAAGUUGUUUUUAUAGAUUGUUGUAAAGGAUGUAAGCAUUAUGUAUUAAAGUCCCUUGUGGUAUAACCUGUA
Engraulis encrasicolus (European anchovy) is the source of this 3187-nucleotide messenger RNA. It is a transcript of the gene sh3glb1a, whose product is annotated as SH3-domain GRB2-like endophilin B1a. Gene Ontology annotation, biological process: membrane organization. Gene Ontology annotation, cellular component: membrane; cytoplasm. The transcript is spliced from 9 exons. Gene Ontology annotation, molecular function: protein binding. Lineage: Eukaryota; Metazoa; Chordata; Actinopteri; Clupeiformes; Engraulidae. The record is from RefSeq and is a predicted model, not a curated record. The coding region runs from base 210 to 1307 and encodes 365 amino acids.